AUGACGAGUGGACUCGCCACCAAGCAACAGUCGCUCAAGCUGUUUGAGAAACUCAAGUCGAAGCCUGCGAACAAGAUAUGCUUCGACUGCGGCCAAAAGAACCCGACUUGGACUUCAGUACCCUUUGGUAUCUAUCUGUGUCUCGACUGCUCUUCCAACCACCGGAACCUCGGCGUUCAUAUAUCCUUUGUACGGUCGACGAAUCUGGACCAAUGGCAGUGGGAUCAGUUGCGUCUGAUGAAGGUGGGUGGCAAUGAAUCGGCUACCAAGUUCUUCCAGCAAAACGGGGGGACUGCAGCAUUGAACAGCAAAGACCCCAAGACCAAAUAUCAAUCCAAUGCGGCCACAAAGUAUAAAGAUGAACUCAAGCGACGGGCUGCUCGCGACGCCAAAGAAUAUCCCAACGAAGUUGUCAUGGCCGACGGCGCCGACGACGGUUCCUCAACUCCCGCGGGAGAGCCUGACGACGACUUUUUCUCCUCAUGGGAUAAGCCCGCCAUCAAGCGACCUACGCCCCCUCUUUCACGAACGGCGACCCCCCCCGUCGUCGGUCGAACCCCCUCGCCCUUCUUGAACGCUGGCAAUGGCAAUGGAAAGGACCCUGCUCGACCGGCAUCAUCUCUCGCCAAGUCCGACUCUGCUGGCGAGUCGAAGCCUGCCGCCAGCCGCAUUACCACGUCCGCGGCCCUCCGCAAGACUACGACAGCCGGCGGUCCCAAGAAACUCAACGUGCUUGGGGCCAAGAAGACUCAGAAGCUCGGCGCCAAAAAAGUCACUGGGGACUCUAUCGACUUUGAUGAAGCCGAGAAAAAGGCCAAGGAAGAGGCUGAGAGAAUUGCUAAGCUGGGAUACGACCCGGAGGCAGAGGACGAGCCUACCAAGGAUGCCCCUGGGGCUGCUACCAUCAUGUCUCCUACCCCCGUGAGCCCUCCCAUAACCAGCGGCAGCUCUCAUGCCCGGCAGAAGUCCAACGCCGAAGUUGAAAGACUGGGCAUGGGUGUUGCGCGUCUGGGAUUUGGCCAGGUUGGGGGCGGGAAACCGACUACCCAACCGGCAAAGAAGAAUGCAGGCGGCUUUGGAUCUUUCGGGUCUCAGAAGGGCAUCUCGUCCGACGAGUACUUUGGCAAGGGCUCGUUCGAUCCCUCUGCGCAGGCAGAAGCCAAGUCUCGACUGCAAGGGUUCGAGGGCGCAUCCGCCAUAUCCUCCAACGCCUACUUUGGACGGCCCGAGGAAGAUGUCGCGGAAGAGUAUGGCGAUUUGGAAUCAGCCGCCAAAGACUUUGUUCGCAAAUUUGGCAUCACUGCCAGUGACGACCUGGAGAAUCUGACCAACGUCCUUGGUGAGGGGGCUACCCGCCUGCAAGGUGCUAUUCGCAACUAUCUCCGUAGUUGA
Molecule: messenger RNA, 1392 nt
Organism: Metarhizium album ARSEF 1941
Lineage: Eukaryota; Fungi; Ascomycota; Sordariomycetes; Hypocreales; Clavicipitaceae
Product: ArfGAP family protein
Exons: 5
Coding region: 1-1392 (463 amino acids)
Biological process (GO): COPI coating of Golgi vesicle
Molecular function (GO): GTPase activator activity
Source: RefSeq, a predicted model, not a curated record